CCAACUCAACAGUUCUGUUUGUAUCGUAGUUAAGAGAGGAUCAUCGUACAACGAAAUCCAAGAUUGAGAAGAGAGAGUGAUUUAUUUGUAAUUAAAUAUUAAUAAUAAUAAUAAUCAAUGGAGAAUGUGUGUGAAAUACCAAAAUACGUGUUAUUCAACGAUGAGGAGAAAAAAUUGGCGGAAAAACAUUUUCCGGCAUCUACUAGAGGUUUUAUAAGAAUUGGUGAAAAAAAAUGGACUAUGCCCUAUAGAUUUCUCGAAGGAGGAAGCGCAGUGUAUAAUUCAAAGCCUCGCCCAGAUGAUACUUGGGUCGCUUCUUUCCCGCGGUCAGGCACCACAGUGACAUUGGAACUGGUUUGGUUGGUCGCGAACAACAUGAACUUCGAGGAAGCGAAGACACGAAGCCUGCAUCAUAGAUUUCCAUUCUUCGAGCUUGACAUAUUAACUGGCGAUUACGAUGAUAGUCUAACUAGUCAGACGGGUAAGGAAAUUGUAAGAUUGAAUCCAGAAUUUUCCGAUAAAUUACCAUCUCCAAGAUUCAUCAAAACCCAUAUGCCGUUUGAGUUAUUGCCCAAUCUUCUGGAUACUGGAUGCAAGGUCGUCUACGUUGCACGUAAUCCAAAAGACGUAGUGGUGUCUUGGUAUCACUUCCUACAGCUUAUCAAAGGUUUAGAAUACCAAGGAAGUUUUGAGGAAUUCUGUGAAUACUUUAUGAAGGAUUUAACUAAUUAUUGCCCCUAUUGGACGCAUUUAAAAGAUGCCUGGGCUGAAAGACAUCGUUCGAACUUAUUAUUCAUUUUCUACGAAGAGAUCAUUAACGACCUGCCAAAUGUUAUUAAAAAGGUGGCAAAGUUUUUUGGAAAAUCCUAUAGUGAAGAGGAGAUUUUAAAACUAGUUGAUCAUCUUCAUAUAGAUAAUUUUCGUAAGAAUCCUAUGGUGAACGUACCAUCGCUUAAUCCGGACGAAACCGUAAAACCAAAUAAUUUCAUACGAAAAGGAAAAGUCAAAGGAUGGAAAGAUUUUUUCACAGACGAAUUUGAAGCAAAAUACGAUGCUUGGGUUAAAGAAAAUAUGAAGGACACCGAUCUCACUUUUCCAAUAAAUUUCAUUGAAGAAAAGUAAAAGGGUUGCUUUAAAAUAUAAACUUUUCCUUCGACAACACAAUUAUUAUAUAUAUAUAUAUAUAAAUGUUGAUAAAAUAUUUGCUUUGGAUUUUUAUCAACGGAAUGAAUCAUUUCUCUCAUGGAAAAAGUUACGGAAUAAUCUUAAAUUUAGGGGGGUAACCAAGGCGGAAAUUGAGCGGAGAUCUUGCUCGGUUCGUCCGGAUAUAAUACAAAGUAGUCCAAUAAAUCAUGCUUGCCCCUAUCAUAAUCGAAUCCUGUUUUCUUGAAAAAAUGUAUAAAAAAAAAGUGUCUUUUGAAAUAAUAUAACUUUAAUGCAAUAAUAAACAAAUGUUCUUUUUUUUACAUCAAUAAAAAAAUAA
Messenger RNA from Polistes canadensis, 1483 nucleotides. Its product is annotated as sulfotransferase 1C4-like. The transcript has 6 exons. The record is from RefSeq and is a predicted model, not a curated record. Gene Ontology annotation, biological process: sulfation. Gene Ontology annotation, cellular component: cytoplasm. NCBI's taxonomy places the organism in Eukaryota, Metazoa, Arthropoda, Insecta, Hymenoptera, Vespidae. Bases 118 to 1122 code for a protein of 334 amino acids. Gene Ontology annotation, molecular function: sulfotransferase activity.